Messenger RNA from Nymphaea colorata (pocket water lily), 1888 nucleotides. Its product is annotated as 4-hydroxybenzoate polyprenyltransferase, mitochondrial. Bases 177 to 1418 code for a protein of 413 amino acids. Gene Ontology annotation, cellular component: mitochondrial inner membrane. The record is from RefSeq and is a predicted model, not a curated record. Gene Ontology annotation, molecular function: prenyltransferase activity. Gene Ontology annotation, biological process: ubiquinone biosynthetic process. The transcript has 8 exons. NCBI's taxonomy places the organism in Eukaryota, Viridiplantae, Streptophyta, Magnoliopsida, Nymphaeales, Nymphaeaceae.
GCGCCUCUGCGAGACUGUGACUCUGUCGGACCGGCAUCCACUCUGGAGCCCGACCCAGCGGGAAAUUUUCGUAACGGGUGCAGACUUCGGCGUGCGGGUCCUCUCCCGGGAUGAAGGGAAGGUUGGGACUACAGCAGACAGUGGCGCGGAGAGAGAGGAGUUCGGGUCUUUGAGAGAUGGCGACGGCCUUCUGGUUGCUCUCUCGAGUUGGUCGCAGACGCGCCUUCUCUCGUCUCUUCUCUCCGGCUGUCGCAUUUGAUUCUUCCUUCUCGUCGAUCGGUCGUCCCUCUUCUCCUCCGGUAUCACCGAUAAACGAGCUCCGGCGCAGCUUCGUGUUUGGGCACUCGAAACUCUUACUCGGGGCCUCCUGGUCGAGAGAAUGGGAAGGGGGGAACUUCGUCGAGAGGAUGCCCUUCGCCACUGUCUCUGGUUCCUCCGGCGUGGCGUCGUCGGAGGAAGGAAGAGGCCGCUGCAACGAUGGUGGGGGCAGAGGAAAGGGCAGGGGAGAUGCGAGUCAGAGGUCUUGGGUGGAUCUCUACCUGCCGCAGGUGGUUCGACCAUACGCCCACCUCGCCCGGCUUGACAGACCCAUUGGAACCUGGUUAUUGGCUUGGCCCUGUAUGUGGUCCAUCACAUUGGCGGCGCCGCCAGCGAGUCUACCCGAUUUUAGGCUUCUUUCACUAUUUGGAUGUGGCGCUAUUCUCUUACGAGGUGCUGGUUGCACCAUCAAUGAUCUUCUUGAUCGAGAUAUUGAUACGUUGGUAGAACGUACAAAAUCACGGCCAAUCGCAAGUGGAAUUUUGACUCCUUUUCAGGGACUGUGCUUUCUUGGAACUCAGUUGUUAUUGGGUCUUGGAAUUCUUCUACAACUUAACAAUUAUAGUCAAAUCUUAGGUGCAUCAUCCUUGUUGCUGGUUUUCUCCUAUCCACUGAUGAAGAGACUGACAUUUUGGCCACAAGCAUAUCUUGGCUUGACCUUUAACUGGGGAGCAUUAUUGGGUUGGGCUGCUGUUAAAGGUAGCCUAGAUCCUGCUGUUGUCUUGCCGCUGUAUGCUUCUGGUGUAUGCUGGACACUAGUAUAUGAUACUAUAUAUGCUCAUCAGGAUAAAGAUGAUGAUCUAAAAGUUGGUGUAAAAUCUACAGCCUUGAGAUUUGGUGAUCUAACAAAGCAAUGGAUUUCGGGGUUUGGAGUUGCCUCUAUUAGUUGUCUUGCCCUUAGUGGAUACAAUGCACAUCUUGGAUGGCCAUUCUAUGCAUUUCUGACGGCUGGCGCUGGACAACUAGUUUGGCAGAUUUGGACCGUUGACUUGUCGAAACGUUUGGAUUGCAACAAAAUGUUCAUAUCGAACAAGUGGUUUGGAGCCUUGAUUUUUGGUGGCAUUCUUUUUGGGAAGCUUGCAUCGUGUGAGUCUUUGUAAUUGGUUGCGGAUAUUUCUAGUUGAAGCAAAGUGGAUGAUAAAGUUAUUGGAUAUAGAUGAGAUAGACACUAGAUGGUUGGUGCAGUCCCAACAUAUUUGCUAUCAAAUGCAUCUUUGAUUAUGCAUAAAGCGUGCAGGACGGUUGAGCAAUAUAGUCAUAACAAACUACUACGAUGAUGACAAUUUAAUGCUAUGCCUCCUAUGGAUUCUGAGCGUCCAGUAAAGCAAAUGUGCUUGCCACAAUCAGAAAAUGUGUCAUCCCUCGCAUUGACCACUUGCUGGCAACAAUCAUCUUUCUUGAAAAGCUUGUGAUGGCUAUAAAAUGUAUCUCCUCUUGUUCAUGUAUCAUGGAAACAUAAGGUUGUUGAGCUAUUGUAACAAACCUUGCAAAAUCUGUAUAACUGCAUUAAUGAUUCAGCACAUGCAUUCCCUGGUAUCGAAUAUAUUUAAUCUAAAGCAUUCCCUGGAGA